GCUUCUCUUCAGUCAAGGCGCCAUUGCUCCAUGGUCAAGCCGACAUUUUGUUGUUGCUCAUUUGAGUUGUGUGUCCCUUUUUGAGUUUUACUGACCGCGGUGUUUUAUUUGGCGUUCUGAGAGUGUGGCAAAACAACAGGACUUGUUGUUUUUCACUACAGAAUUUGGUCGUUGUUGUUAUCGUGAUAUGAUCAAUUCAUAGAAUUAUCAGACUGAACAGAGAUAACAAACUACGUUCAAACUGCAGUAUACAGUUACAACUUCCCAAGAAAAUCCUUUCGCGAUUCAAAGAUGAAGGUCAACGUACGAGUGCGUGAAGAAUGGCUACUUAUUCCAGUCAAAUCAGCGGGCUUCACCGUCCAGAAUCUUGGGGAAACGGCCUUGUGUCGAUACCGCUCGAUGAAGGGGUACGAUAACAAGAAGACGGACGCCGUGGUGGAGGUCCGCAAGCCCCCAGGAGGAAGUCUGCUGUUUCCAGAGGAUCUUGUUGAAGAUCUCGUGGAGGAUGGAGGGUUUUUGGUCACGGUACUGAAGAAUGACAAAGGGAAUGGAUCAUACACUGCGCCCUCAGCCAUUCAACAUGAGGUGCCUUGGGAUAAGGAUCGUUUCAUGGCUCCUGACAUUGAUGUUGCAACAAAGCUGCUGCAGGACCAAAAGAUAUGGGAUGCGGUCAAGCCUUACAUGGAUCAUUACCAUACUGAGCAUCUGAAAGACGUCAGCGUCCAGUCGCCAACAGCUAGCGUCUUGGGAUCAGGGACCUCUACACCCCGCAUGCCCAAGCGCAAACGAGAGUACUAAGGCGCAAACCAGAGUGAACCUGUGAAAACUUGAGUUCAAUUGGUCGUCAAAGUUGCGAAAUAAUAAUGAAAGAAAAAACACCCUUAUCAC
This is a messenger RNA of Asterias rubens (European starfish), 888 nucleotides long. Its product is annotated as histidine ammonia-lyase-like. Gene Ontology annotation, molecular function: histidine ammonia-lyase activity. The record is from RefSeq and is a predicted model, not a curated record. Lineage: Eukaryota; Metazoa; Echinodermata; Asteroidea; Forcipulatida; Asteriidae. Gene Ontology annotation, cellular component: cytoplasm. Gene Ontology annotation, biological process: L-histidine catabolic process.